This is a messenger RNA of Marchantia polymorpha subsp. ruderalis, 1160 nucleotides long. NCBI's taxonomy places the organism in Eukaryota, Viridiplantae, Streptophyta, Marchantiopsida, Marchantiales, Marchantiaceae. The record is from the annotation of a GenBank genome assembly.
AUUGGUGACGACGUUUUGAAACCAAUCUAGCUCAGUCGAAACGCUGACGCAUCUGACGUCACAUGGUAUGGGAAGCGUUCUUCAUCGGAUUCGAGAAAAGAAGCUGGCACAUGUGUUGUCGCUCAUGAUGGCCUCCACCGCCUGCGGAGACGUUUCGCCUGGCACUGAAAGACGGAAACAGAAGUGCAAUAUAGACGAUCAGGAACAGGUGCCAGAUUCGACAGUUGUGGUCACGGAUAUUGCUCUUCAUUAUCAGCGACAAUGUUUCGUGACCAGUGCGCCUGAGUCGGUUGGAGUGAUCAGUGUUUAUGACACGAUUUUUUUGAAGACCUUUAAAAUCGUGAACGAACAAGGUGCUACGCUUGUAAGCCGAGUCUUGGAGCGAACCUUUUGGGACGCAAGUGAAAUUGAGUACUUGAUUCUGAUGAGAACAAGUGCGGAUGGACUUUUCAAACAAGGAGUCAAGGACAAAUUUUCCAUUAUGAAAUUAUGGGACUUUGUUGCAGGCCAAUUGCCCAGUGAGGGGCAAGCAAGAAAGGACGGCAAGCAGUGUCAGUGGAUGUGGAAUAUGCUGAUGAAAGAGUACACCGAUGUGCUGACCGGGGCUAAGGAAAGAAAAGAUUUUCCGCAUUUUGAGGAAAUGGACCAGGCUUGGGAAUGUACGUGUGGAAAGAGAUUGGAAGACAUUAAUAACUGAAACGAGCAAGUGAUGUAUCCGUCCUGGAAUGAGAUAUUUAGAUACACAAGUGUCUUAUCUACAUUGCUGAACCUCUCUGAAGAAUCUUAUCGACUUGGAUUUCUAAGUGUUAUUCUCAAGAAAGUUAUUAUCGCUCUCUCGAUCCGCCACAUGGGUUAGGCAUGCUCCUCCAUGUGGGGUUGCAUGCUCCACGCCACUGCGAUCAGACCUUCAUCUACUCAAGCUCUGUGACUAGGUUAUCCGUUUCUUUCUUAUUUUGUCAGAUGUCAGAUGUAGUCCCAAGUAAUGAUUUAACGUGGCAGUAAAUUCUCGAAGUGUGAAUCAGAGAUACCGAUGUACAUAUAUAGCUCUUUCAAUUUGACUUUAAGGAAUCGUGUGUAGUGCAUAAAUAUUUAUUGUUUUAUUCCAAAGUGAUGUGAAGUGAUGUGAAGCGCCGGAAAUAAAUCAGGAGAGUGGAUUCAGA